AGGGCCGCGUCACACCGAGGGGGGGAAUCCCGGGUGACGUCGAGGGCAGCCCUGGCGGGCGUCGUGCGGGGUGUCCCGCUGCGCUCCCGCCCCGCCGUCGGUGCCGGUACCGCGGCACCGGUACCGCGGCGGCGGGCGGGUAGGGCGGCGGCGGCCGCCGCCCCACGGCGGAUGGGCAUCCGCGGGUGUCCGGUAGGGUGCGGGGGCGGGGCGAGGAGGAGAGGAGAGAGGCCCCGCGCGGGGAGGACCGUCGUGCGCCAGAUGUUUGGCAGCGGUUGCGAGAGGAGGUGUCUGCCGGGGCCCUGAGUCCCGCCCGAACCGCGCCGGCGUCAGGCAGGGGCCCCCGCCAUGGCCCACACGGUUCCACCGGCAGCGCCCCCGCCGCCCCCGGGACCACCGGCCCGCGGUUCCCUCAGCCUCCACCACGCCUACCUGCGGAGCCCGCUGGGCCUGCUGCGCCUCGGGCAGCUGGCGCUGGGCGCUGCCUUCUGGGUGACGGUGGCGGCUCACAAGUACGAGGGAGCGGCCCACUUCGCCCUCUUCGCUGCCGUCCUGGUCUGGCUCCUCACCCUGGCUCUCUUUGGGCUGAGCCUGCUGGGACGCUGGGCGCUGGUGCCCUGGCUGGGCUCCCGCUGGCUCCUCACCAACCUGAUCCACGACCUGGCACUGGGCGUGGGGCUCUACGCCGCUGCCACCGGCAUUAUGGGCUACAAGGCUGGGCAGAAGAGCUACUGUAACCUGCCGGGUUACAGCCAGCACUGCCUCUACAGCGCCUACCUGGGUGCCUCUGUCUGCGGGGGCAUCGCUGCCUGCCUGUACCUCUUCUCUGGGCUCUACUGCCUGUCACGGCGCUGCCGGGACCAGCGCGACAUCAUCUGAGACCCUGCGACACUCAGCUCCCCUUCUCCUCACCCAUGGACAGAGUGCAGCCCCGCUUUCGGGACAAAGCGACCCUGCCACCCCAUCCCCUCCUGGCUGACUGCACCACGCUUCCUCUGGAGACUCCUGCGCAGAUGGAUGGACAGACAGAAGUAUGGCUUCCCCUGCAUCCCACCAUGACAGCGUGGACACCCAGCCGCUACGCAGGCCCUUCGCCCACCCCUGGACAGAUGUAGCCUAUUGCAAAUGGAAGGACACAAUCGGAGAGUCCCUAAGAGGGACCCCAAUUUCUGGGACCCCCCCCAGAAAUCCCAACAACCCUGCCCCUGGCCUUGCAGGUUCUGCGUGCUCAGGUGGGUGCUGACCUGUCCCUGGGGUGGAGGAGAAUUGGCCUGGGGGAGCUGAGCAGGGGAAAGUGGUGUGUAGUGGGGUUGGGUGGGCAUAACCCCCCCAAGCUGCUGGCAGCCCCCUCCUGCCGUUCACAGCUGCACGGUGCCUCUGCACUUUCCUAACAGAGGCUCUGAUCUCAGCUUCCCCAGCCCGGGCCCCUCCUGAACAUGUCUGCCGUCUUGCCGGAACCCCAUAGGGCUCAGCCUCUCCCUCCCUCACGCUCUGGGGGUGUGGGGACACCCAGGUCCCAGACAGCCUGACCCAGCAUCACCCCGGACACCCUGUCCCACCUGGGGGCUGAGCCCACGCAGGGCGGUGAGGCUCUCAUCGCUGCAGGGCAAGGGGAAGUGUGAGUGGGGCCAGAGCCUGGUCCUGUGACCCGGGGCUGGGGGUAAAUUCCUCCUGCCUUGGGGCUCGUACUGCCUGGGGACGGGGUCAGGUGCCCCUGGGGGAGAAGGGAGCGGGGUUCUGGGUCCUGCCCUCCUGCAGCGAGGGUUGUGGCUCUGAGCCAUCCAGAGCCACCAAGCUUGCCCUGGGGCCCGGCUGUUCUUGCAGGGACAGUCACGGCCUUGCCGGUGGCGCUGGAGACUGAUGUGCAGCCCUGCCUGGCACUGCAGCGCUGGGAUUAUCGUCCCAGAAAAGUCUUGUCUCGGGACUCUCUGGCUCCAUCUCAGGGUCCUGCGCUGCCAGAGACUGUGGCGAGGCGGAGAGGAAGGGUGAGCACGGCAGCGUGGCGAUGCUGGGCUGCCGCUGCCGCUGUAGCCCUGGGGGAGCUGGGGCCAGGCGUCACAGGGACACAGCCUGUCUCAGGGAACAGGAGAAGAGGAUGCUGGUGGCCCUGGAUCAGCCUCUGCAGCCCACUGAGCCCUGAGGGGGCUGCGUGGGGCUGACUGGAGUGAUUGGCAGCCAGAGACUGGGACUUUUUGGAGGAGCACCACGCCGGGGCUGCCCUGCCAGGAUCCCUCCUUGCCCUGCCUGGGGGCAGGUUUUCUCUGUCAUGCCCAGUGCAAGGGAGGGUCUGCCCCAGUCCCUGCAUGGGCUCGGAUCGGUGGGAUGUGUGUCCCCAGCAGCCGGCUACAGGCUCCCUGGUGCCUUUUUUGGAGUGAAGAGCAGCAGCAUGAUCUGUCCUAGGCACAGAGGGGUCCAGGGUUGGCACUGGGUCACUGCUUCCAUUGCAGGGUGCUGUCCCAGAUGAUCCUGCCUUGUGUUUGGGGCCCUGCCAGCCCCUGGGCCAUCUACCCCUUCCCUGAGCAGGACGUGCUGUCCCUACCCUGUGUCAGGGCUGGUCCCUGACACCGCCUGCCCUGGCCUGCUCCAGUGCAGCCCCUGGCCCAGGUUGCCUGAGACGCCCGGCUGGGCUUCUGCUGCCACAAGUGCCUUUCUCCGGCUUCCUGCGGCCCUGCCUGUCAUGCCGGUUCUGUACCCCUCCAGCCCCCUCUCCAGUGCCUAUGGAUUCAUUUUCCAAAUAAAGCAAUGUUGGCGCUCA
Molecule: messenger RNA, 2755 nt
Organism: Phalacrocorax carbo (great cormorant)
Lineage: Eukaryota; Metazoa; Chordata; Aves; Suliformes; Phalacrocoracidae
Source: RefSeq, a predicted model, not a curated record